Linum trigynum is the source of this 7394-nucleotide messenger RNA. Lineage: Eukaryota; Viridiplantae; Streptophyta; Magnoliopsida; Malpighiales; Linaceae. The record is from the annotation of a GenBank genome assembly.
GCAUAAUAAACUCCACAUUCACAAAUCAAUUAUCAACCAUAGUUCAGUAAAAUCACAAGCAAUAAAUGCAUUUUAGAGUUCAUAAUCUACCCAAAAUCAUGAGCAGUAGCAAUGAUUUAUAGUACCCAGUCUAGCAAACCACAGGCAGAGGCAGUGAUUUGCAAUCACCAAAACUAACAAUUUGGGGUCUGUUAAUUAAAUUUCCAAUUCAGAAAACCUUUCUUUUCUAACUUCAAGAGCAUCUAGAGCUAGAUCCGAAACCACGGAUCAAAUCCACCCACAUCAAAAAUUCCAGAACACACACAACCAUUGUUUUUUAGUAUUCAGGUUCACAAAUCAUUUAUUCUAUAGCUAUAUGGCCGAGUUUUUUUAGUUUUUUUCUAGCUCAAAACUUCUCAAGAGCAGUAGGAGACCUCACCUAUGCCACUCUACUCUCAAAUCUACAAUAAAUCAGGGUAAUUAGUCAGGAUCGAUAAUCAGAAUCCUUCAAAGACAAAAAAAAAACUCAAAAAAAAAAAAAAAAAUACACAGAUCACCUCUAAGCCUCUGGCGGUCUCUUUUUCCGCAACCACCGGCCAAAAUACCCUCGUCGCCAGCGACUUCUCGUACUCCCGCAACAGAUCCGAAGCCCAAAUAGAAAAUGCCCUGAAAUAAAACCCCGAAAAAUAUUAGAAGACCAUCUGAUGACUUGAUAUAUACACAUGUUUUUAUCCACCAUUCCUGUACCGUUUGAGUCUCAUCUCUCGUGUUUUAGGCCGAUUUCACGCUAGGUUGUUCUUGUUUGUGAUAUUUCAGGUCCUAGUACGUGAAAGAAGGUUUGGGCACGAGUUCGGGGUCGAUUGGAGGAAGUUGGGGCGUUUGACGAAAAGCUGGAAAAGCCACACGGGCACGCCUAAAAACCCACACGGCCGUGUGACCUGGACGUGUGGAAAAAAAUUGCACGGGCAAGCCACACUGGCCAUGCAGGGGACCCCUUAUGGCCGUGUGGAAAGUCCAGGGAGCUCACACGGGCACGCCUAAAAUCCACACGGUCGUGUGGUUUUGGCCGUGUAGCGUACCUGAAGCCACUUAAUUGAAACGCGGCGUUUUGCACACUCACACAGGCACGCGUAAAAAUCCACACGGCCGUGUGGUCGGGAAUUUCUUGGUUUUAACCCAAAUUCGAGCCAAAGGAGAGGGAAUCGACUUUUGGGAGCAAAAACAGAGUCUUAGAGAGAGAAAGUGCAAAGAACACCCCCUAAGAGUGGUUUUGGAGCUGGGUUUCAUCAAUCAAGCUUGGAAAUCAUCCUUGGAGUGAAGAUCAUCAUCCCAGAGCAGAUUCUUCCCAUCUUGAUGAGUAUGAAUGCUUUGUCUGCUAUUUCUCUCUCUCUCUCUCUCUAUGGAGUAGAACUCUCUCUCACUUGGGUAUGAAGAACCCUAGUUCCAUGUGUUAGGAAUCAUUGUCGUAACGACUUUUGGAUUGUGAUAUUGCUUGAUUAUAUUCGAUUGAAGUGUUUUGAUUGAGUCAAUUGAACUCUGAUAAUCUUUUAUUGAUUUCUGCUGCAACCUGAGAUAGAUAGAAUCUGAUUAGGUUGUUAGGGCUUCUUCAACCGGUAGUAGUGAUCGAUUAUACGAGAGUUAGUCGAUUCAUUGCUUUGUACUGGAAUCUAAUUCCUGUAGUGGAGUUCUGUGUUCAUUGCCUCAUCGUUCUAUCCCGGUGAAGACUAGUCGUCUGCCGGGUAGUUUGAUUGAGAGGGCUUGGUCAGCUUAAGAGAUUCCAAGCUACUGGCGGAUCUUUCGUAGUAUAAUCAGCAGUAAAACAACCAAAAGUAAUUACAACUGUGACCUAACUAAGGAGCUAGGGGGACUCAUUCCCGAGUGACUCUUCCUUUGCUUUAGAAAACCGAAUCUUUUCCUGCUUUCUUACUGUUUUAGUUAAAACCACAAUCAAUCGACUUAGUUGGCUAGAUAAUAGAUAUUCACGGAGUAGAUCUAGACCCCGGGUUGAUAAUUAGAACUUGCCACUUUACUGCAUUUCCGGACUACGAUUACACUUGGUCGUAGUUUGGUGUUGUGUUUUAGUGUGUCAAGUUUUUGGCGCCGUUGCCGGGGAACUCUAGUUUAUUGUAGAAACGUGAAAGUUUGUUACUUUAGCAUUUACUUUUAUGCAUCCUCUCUUUUCCACCCUUGCUUUUCACUUGGGUAUUUUGUUUUUGUUGGUGCAGAUCUGAUAAAUGGAUUCUCAAGGCUUCUCAACAAUUGGGGGUAUCCACCACCACCCGAGUGGUAUUACCCCGAGACUUCAUGGAGCACCCAAGGAGGAGAAGACUUUGGAAUCGGGUUUCAAUACCAAACCCCCUACUACGAAGAACAAUCAGAUCCUUGGGUAUUUCAAGAACAAUCUCAUUAUCAAGAAGAAUUCCUCCCACAACUAGAAGGGCCAUCAGAUCUUGAUUUUCCACAGCCUUCACGGGCCAUGUGGUAGAGCCAUGCUACACUCCACAGCCAGAUCCAAACUAUCACUUGAGGCUUCUCGUGGAGCAGAUUUUCUUGAGUACCUGAGAGAUCAUUUCCCGAGAUGGAUCCUCAUAUCCAGGCCAUGGCCCAAACUGACUUCUCCUUUCCACGUGAAACAGAGGAUACCCUUUGGAGCAUAAAGAAGCACAUAGAGGUCAUUGAGAAAACUUGUGCACAGUUUUCUCAAGACAGCCUUUAUGCUGCCAUACAAGUAGAUGAGGAGGAAGAAGAAGGAAAUCAUGAGGAUGUUGAGGAGCAUACAGAAGUUGUCUCGGAAAGCCCCCAUGAUAAUCAUGAUCAAGUGUAUCCUCAGGUGGUAGAUCACAACUGUCCCCAUUUCCGCUCUGAUAUGCUGGGCUCGAGCGAGGAGAUGCAAGAUGAUCUCAUUGAAGAAAUUACAUGGCGACUUGCUCUCCAAUCUGUGCUAGAAGAAGAAGAGCGAGAAAGGGUGAGAGAAGAAGUUGUGGAGGACGAGGAAGAGAGCAAAGAAGAGGAAGUUCUUGAUUUUUUCCAAGGGGAGAAACCACAUUUUGAUGAAGGAAGGGGGGUUAAAGAAGAAAGUGGUGUCCAGGUUGAGGAUGAAGUUGAGGUGGAAGAGGCAUGCACCGGCCAUGAGUUACAUGUGAUAUCUCCACCAAACUUCGAGGAGCUGCUUGGCAAGGACCCACUAGCAGUGUCUCUCUGCCAGACCAAGACCACAUCAACAUCGAUCCCUCUUGGUGGAUGCGAUGGUGGUCAAUCGAAUAUAUCUUAUCUGGUUUGGGGCAAUGAGACAAGAGCAGACACGAAGGAGAGGUCUCGAGAGUGGAGACUUCAUCUUCCUCAAGGCCACAAGCCAUCUUCAUCACCUAGCACAUCACAUGCUCGUGACUUGAGACUCCACAUCAUCGACGAGAACCUCAACUUCAAGGAGGUUCUGGGGUGGACCGAAACUUAGGAGCCACCGUCUAGCUAAAGACGUAAAAGAAGCGCUUGUGGGGAGGCGACCCCACCAAGGUUUGUUUUUCGGUUUGUCCACUUGGAACUAUGGUUUCUAUCACCCAAUGUGUUUUGAUGACUCUAGACCUAUUGACUGGUCCCAUUUCCAGUCCCCCGGCAGUCCAUAUUCCAGAUAACAUCAUUCCCCCUUAUAUUUCCCUUGCUCCAUUGAGGGCAAUGUCGUGCUUAAGUGUGUGUGUAGGGGGGGGGGGGGUUAUCUAUUUUUGACUGCUAGAUGAGUUUGUAUGUUUGGAGCCUAGUCCACUGUCCAAUUUGAUGAAUUGAGGGUUCCAAGUAUUGUUCUCUUCAAAAUCCUGCUCAGUAUGCUUUGAAUUGACAGUCUCUAUGGUGAUAUGCAACCUAGGGAGGUAGUUGUAGCACUAUGGAGAAUGUUGAAGUAUAAGAUUUUUCCUAUCGGUCUCUCUGCUGUGCCGGUUGAUUUUGUGAACUAGUGGAUUUAAGACCGUUGAUUCAUGUGGUAUUGAUGACUCCUCUUAUGUUGUGUUGUGGGCUCGUGUAUCGAAAAAGGAAGCUCAAGUGUGAAAUGAAAAAGCAGUUGGUCCUCCAUGUCAAAAUUUUGAAAUUCUAAGACCUGGGGUAAGCCCAACGUGUGUGGCACCGUUCAUUGCACAAAAUCGAAUUUUGGAAGAGAUUUUAGUGAUCCUUGGUGGGGUAGGCCUACAAGGUGAAGCUAAUUUGUCUCUAGUACAAGUAAAAUUUCCACCCAAUGAACAGUUGGCCUACUUGAGGAUGUGUUUUUAAGGGCACAGAUAGAGCUUCCGACCCCCCUUAAUUUCAUUGACACUCCACACGAAGUGAGGAGUAGGAGUUAAAAGAAGUAUUCUGGCGAGUGACAUAUGUACAGAAAUUGCUCUUGCUCACCUAAUAAGGGCAGAACGCGCAUACAAACUGUAGUUGGAACCCCAGCAAAGAAAAAAAAACAAAUAGUAAGAAGAAGGGGUUCCAACAAGUGAAAUGAAAUGAAAGAGCACCGAUACAAUGAGUCCUUCGUUGUUGAAUUGAGUGAGUCUCCUUAUCCAUGAAUUGACUGUCUUAGUUCCACUGCUUCUCAUGAUACUGGCUUGAGUCUAGUACUCGCAUUGAGAGAGAUAGGAGGCGUCUUAGAAGACCAGUUGACCUCGUAAGUUGCUAAAUGAUCUAGAAAAUCCUCUGCCGACGAUUGGGGUUGCAUGUUGCUAUAGAGGUCUGGAGAGUUGUAUUGGUUUGAGUCAGGUUUGCUUGGAGACAAGCAAACGAUUAAGUGUGGGGGAAUUUGAUGACUUGAUAUAUACACAUGUUUUUAUCCACCAUUCCUGUACCGUUUGAGUCUCAUCUCUCGUGUUUUAGGCUGAUUUCACGCUAGGUUGUUCUUGUUUGUGAUAUUUCAGGUCCUAGUACGUGGAAGAAGGUUUGGGCACGAGUUCGGGGUCGAUUGACUAAGUUGGGGCGUUUGACGAAAAGCUGGAAAAGCCACACGGGCACGCCUAAAAACCCACACGGCCGUGUGACUUGGCCGUGUGGCACCAAAUUGCACGGGCAAGCCACACUGGCCGUGCAGGGGACCCCUUGUGGACGUGUGGAAAGUCUAGGGAGCUCACACGGGCACGCCUAAAAUCCACAUGGCCGUGUGGUUUUGGCCGUGUAGCGUACCUGAAGCCACUUAAUUGAAAUGCAGCGUUUUUCACACUCACACGGGCACGCCUAAAAAUCCGCACGGCCGUGUGGUCGGAAAUUUCUGGGUUUUAACCCAAAUUCGAGCCAAAGGAGAGGGAAUGGACUUUUGGGAGCAAAAACAGAGCCCUAGAGAGAGAAAGUGCAAAGAACACCCCAUAAGAGUGGUUUUGGAGCUGGGUUUCAUCAAUCAAGCUUGGAAAUCAUCCUUGGAGUGAAGAUUAUCAUCCCAGAGCAAAUUCUUCCCAUCUUGAUGAGUAUGACUGCUUUGUCUGCUGUUUUUCUCUCUAUCUCUAUGGAGUAGAACUUUCUCUCACUUGGGUAUGAAGAACCCUAGUUUAAUGUGUUAGGAAUCAUUGUUGUAAUGACUUUUGGAUUGUGAUAUUUCUUGAUUAUAAUCGAUUGAAGUGUUUUGAUUGAGUCAAUUGAAGUCUGAUCAUCUUUUAUUGAUUUAUGCUGCAACCUGAGAUAUAUAGAAUCUGAUUAGGUUGUAGUCGAUUCACUACUUUGUACGGGAAUCUAAUUCCAGAAGCGGAGUCUGUGUUCAUUGCCUCAGCGUUCUAUCCCGGUGAAGACUAGUCGUCUGCCGGGUAGUUUGAAUGAGAAGGCUUGGUUAGAUUAAGAGAUUCCAAGCUACUGGCGGAUCUUCCGCAGUAUAAUCAGCAGUAAAACAACCAAUAGUAAUUACAACUGUGACCUAACUAAGGAGAUAGGGGGCCUCAUUCCCGAGUGACUCUUCCUUUGCUUUAGAAAACCAAAUCUUUUCUUGCUUUCUUACUGCUUUUAGUUAAAACUACAAUCAAUCGACUUAGUUGCUAGAUAAUAGAUAUUCAUGGAGUAGGCAGUAGAUCUAGACCCCGGGUUGAUAAUUAGAACUUGCCACUUUACUGCAUUUCCGGACUGCGAUUACACUUGGUCGCAGUUUAGUGUUGUGUUUUAGCGUGUCACCAUAUCUUCAAGAAAAAACGAAAAAACAACAUAAAGAUGAAUCUUACCUAAAUCGAAGCCUCCCUAAUUGAUUAGAAGUUCUUUGGUCAGGUUUUUGUGGUCAACGACGGCAUCUCUGCCUUUUGCUGCUAUCGGCGGCGCCGGCGUGGACCACUGCCUGUCUUCUCCUCCCCUCGCACAAAUCAAAACCCAGAAAGAAGAUAUCAAAAUCCGAAUCUAAAAUCCAAAAAAAAUCAAACGAAAACACACAUGCAGGCCGGAUUUUACCCAUAUCGUAGCCUUCCCGGUCAGAUUAGCUUGAUCCGAGCCGUUUCCUUGGCUAGCCGAGAAAGGAGAGCAAGUGAAGGAUUUUGGUGUUUGGCAAAGGGUUAUGGUUUUGGGUUUUCCUUUUGUUCUUUGCGAAAGGACAAGAAUGAGAAGAAGAUGGAGACGGUUUGUAGUUUUGCUUCUCUGGAAGAGAAGAAGAGAGGCGAGAGUGAGAGGAGAGAGGGGAGAAGAGAGGUGGCGGGGAUUGUGGGAUGAGAAAUCAAAGGGUUUCUGUUUUGGGGAAGCAAAAACGAGUGAGAGGGGCGAGAGAGUAGGCUAGCGGCGGUCAAAUUAGAGAAGAUUAGGGUUUCAUUUCUCGUUUAAGACAUUUAUAUAUGUUUCCAAAUGUCCAAAUUGCUCCUAGGGUUUCACUGAUAUUACACACCCAUGCCACCGCGUUUUUGGUCAUUUACCAAAAUGCCCUUCCCCCAUCUCUGCAUUAAAAAACAAAAACACCAAACUCAGUGUCUUCCGAGAUUCGAACUUGGGUCUUCGAGCAUAUGUGUCUGACGCCUUAACCGGUUGGACUGCUGGGCCCUCAUGCAAAAGUGUAGUCAUCUCAUUCAUAUUUAUUUGUUUUAAAAUUCUUAAUACGAAAUGUUGAAUGCGGAUUAAGUUUAUCUCGUUUCUUUUCCAAUGCGUCAAAAUAUUUCCUAGUAACUUAAACUCUUAUAUACUAUUUUUAUAAUUUCAUAAUAAUCAAUUUAAAUUUUAUUAACGAAAAUUAUAAUAUGAGAAUUACGUUCAGUGGGACGUGGUAAAAUUUAUAAUUAAAACGAUCAAAGUUCCUAACGAACUACGUGGACUUUGAUCCCAUGUUAUGGGUAGGUAGGCAGCCGAAAGGUUCGAGUCCAACUAACUAAUCAAUUUUAUCUUCAAUUUUUACGUCAGUGGGCGUAUAAUUUAAUUACAACUAAUACGAUUUAAAUUCUUUAGUGGUCCAGUAAGGCCCUAAAAAUACCUAAAAUACCUAGUAAUAAACUAAUACGUCAAUG